Molecule: messenger RNA, 1026 nt
Organism: Solenopsis invicta (red fire ant)
Lineage: Eukaryota; Metazoa; Arthropoda; Insecta; Hymenoptera; Formicidae
Product: neuferricin
Exons: 4
Coding region: 85-924 (279 amino acids)
Cellular component (GO): membrane; endomembrane system
Source: RefSeq, a predicted model, not a curated record
UAACAUCAUCAAAGAUCGACGGAAAUCGGAGCAGCCCAUGCCAUCCAUGCUAGAAUCUUCGAGCGUUUGUAAAACGACACAAUUAUGUUCUCCAAAUUUUUCUGGCUGACGCUCCUAUUGGGAAUUGUGUAUUUAUUGUACUCGCGUGGCAUUAUCGAGGAGAUCAAGUUCCACUUGACGGAAGGAACAUUAAAUAUUGCUGACACGUUAUAUUUUGGAUUAAAUGAAAACUCUGGCGGGCCAAGAGUGUUCUCUGCGAACGAAUUGAAACGAUAUACAAAUUUGGAGAAUGGUUUGUAUCUCUCAAUCUUGGGCCAAGUCUUUGAUGUAACGAAAGGAGAGAAACAUUAUGGACCUGGAGCAAGUUACCAUGCUUUUACUGGCCGUGAUGCUUCCUUGGCAUUUAUUACUGGAGAAUUUGAUGAACAAAAUUUAACCGACGAUAUAUCUAGUUUAUCGGAGCGACAAGUCAAGGCAUUGGAUGAUUGGCUACAAUUUUAUAACACAAACUAUAUCUAUAAAGGAAAAUUAUAUGGUAGAUAUUAUAAUCGAGAUGGUAGUCCAACUACCGAAUCAGAUAAGGUAAAAGAGAAGCUACUACUUGCUAAAAAGAAAAAAGCAUUAGAGGAGAAACAGGACAGGAUGUUUCCACCUUGUAACGUAGAAUGGGAUCUGAAUAUUGGCACUGUAUUCUGGUGUACUCAAAGAAGUGGUGGAAUCGAUAGAGGUUGGGUGGGAGUACCAAGAAUGUUGUUCGAGACUGCAGGCGCACAAGGUUCAUCUAGAUGUACUUGUAUUAGAUUGGAUAGCAAGGAAUAUGAAGAAAAUAAAGCUAGAUUUAGAGAAUAUGACGGCUGCGACAAGUAUGCGACAAAAUGCAUAGUGAAAAUGAAUAAGGAUGAUUUGAGGAUAAAUAAGACAUGAUAUAAGAAAAUAUACACUCUCCUACCUAUAUAACAUUUUAGAUAUACUAAUAUUUUUGUAUUUAUAAUAUCACAAUGCAAAAAUACAUAAAUGUAAGAUUUA